Molecule: messenger RNA, 825 nt
Organism: Morchella sextelata
Lineage: Eukaryota; Fungi; Ascomycota; Pezizomycetes; Pezizales; Morchellaceae
Exons: 3
Coding region: 1-825 (274 amino acids)
Source: RefSeq, a predicted model, not a curated record
AUGGUGCUAUUCUACGACCUCUCCGCCAGCCACCACCCCCCCAACGACAGCAGCACCACCACCACCACUCGCAGCACAGUGGCCUGCGAGGAACGGCUCAACAGGGAGCACCCGCUGUCGCGGCUGCUGGCGGCGUACCCGUUCCUGGCGGGGAUGGCGCAGUGGCUGGACCACACGGAUCUCGAGAACCUGAGCGCGGCGUGCUGGCAGUUCCGCGAGAACAUGGGGCAGUACCGGCGGGGGCUGUUGCGCGCGAGCUUGAGGUGCUGCAAUGAUGGGGCGGGCGCGGUGGGGGGUGAGGAGGGGGGCGAGGGAAGGGAGAGGGGGGCGCAUGAGUGGAGUAGGUUUAGGGGUGGGAGUAGGUGUGUGAGGGAUAUGGUGGCGGGGUGUAGGGGGUGUGGGAGGCCGUAUUGUAGGAACUGCGUCCACAAGCCCUCAAAAGCAACACUCGACUGCCGCUCCGUGCCCCCCUGCCUGUCCUGCGGCGCCCGCCCGCCGCACCCCACCACGCCCCCGCCCUGCACGUGCGACAGCACAACGUGGAUCUGCCAGGGCUGCGUCGACGCCCGCUGGUACGUCGGCGGCCGCCUGUGCCUGCUGUGCCACGAGAACCCGACGAGGGAGCUGUAUCGCUGGGAUUUGGUUGGGAAAUGGGCGAGGACGGUGUGUACGUGGUGUGAUGGCAUGGUGUGGAGCGCGAAGGAUAUCAAGGAUAUGGAGGACAUGGAGGUGCUGGGGACGCUGGAGGGGCUCGCUGUCUCUACUGGCGCUACAACAGCGGGCGAAGAAGAAGGCAUAGAUACUUCUCUUGCGUUCUCUUUAUAA